CGAGCGGAUGACAGAUGGUCCUCCAGGCGGGGCGGGGUGACGGAGCGGAGGGUCUACGCUUCACCCGCGGUCUCUGUCUCUGUCUCCGGGGCAACGGGCGAACGGGCUGAGCAGGUUUAGGAGCCGUUGCUGUGGACGGAGAGACGGGGACGUGAGUGGCCAUUGAGGGCGGUCAGGGUGCCGUGAGCGGUGAACCCAUCUGUUCGGUGUGCGGCUGAGCUUCGAUGGAGGACCACAUGACGGGGCACAACAAGGAGAAGCGUUAUGAGUGCGACGUGUGUGGCAAGGCCUGGCAGAGCCCGAGCCUGCUGGAGAUCCACCAGCGGGUGCACACGGGAGAACGCCCCUUCAACUGCUCGGAGUGCGGCAAGAGCUUCUCCCGCUAUGAAAACAUGCAGCGGCACAACCGCGUGCACUCUGGCGAGAGGCCCUUCACCUGCUCCGACUGCGGCAAGAGCUUCAAGAUUUUAAAUAACCUGAAGGUGCAUCGGCGGGUGCACACGGGCGAGAAGCCCUAUAGUUGCUCUACCUGUGGCAAGAGCUUUACCCGGUUGUAUGGGCUGCAGGUGCAUCGGCGGGUGCACAGCAGUGAGCUGCCCUUCACCUGCUCUGACUGCGGAAAAGGCUUCAAGUCGUCGCCGGACCUGAAGGUGCACAGGCGCCUGCACACCGGGGAGCGGCCCUAUACCUGCAGCGAAUGCGGCAAGGACUUCACCCGCUUCAGAAACCUGCUGGGGCAUCAACGCACCCACACCGGCGAGCGUCCCUACACCUGCACCCAGUGCGGUAAGGGCUUCACCCACUCCACCAGCCUGCUGUCCCACCAGCGCACCCACACCGGAGAGCGGCCCUACACCUGCAGCGACUGCGGCAAGGGCUUCACCCGCUCCGACAGCCUGUUGUACCACCAGCGCACCCACACCGGCGAGCGCCCCUACACCUGCGCCCAGUGUGGCAAGGGCUUCACUAAGUCCAGCGGCUUGCUGUCCCACCAGCGCAUCCACACCGGCGAGCGCCCCCACACCUGCGCCCAGUGCGGCAAGGGCUUCACCCGCUCUGACAGCCUGCUGUCCCACCAGCGCACCCACACAGGCGAGCGUCCCUACACCUGCACCCAGUGCGGCAAAGGCUUCACCCACUCCACCAGCCUACUGUCCCACCAGUGCAUCCACACCGGCGAGCGCCCCCACACCUGCGCCCAGUGUGGCAAGGGCUUCACCCGCUUCACCGGGCUGCUAUCCCACCAGCGCACCCACACCGGCGAGUGCCCCUACACCUGCGCCCAGUGCGGCAAGGGCUUCACUCAGUCCAGCAGCCUGCUGGAGCACCAGCGCACCCACACCCGCGAACGCCCCUUUACCUGCGCCCAGUGCGGCAAGGGCUUCACCCGCUCCACCCAUCUGCUGAACCACCAGCACACCCACACCGGCGAGCGCCCCUACACCUGCGCCCAGUGUGGCAAGGGCUUCACCCAAUCCAGUCACCUGCUGAAGCACCAGCGCACCCACACUGGCGAGCGUUCCUACACCUGCACCCAAUGCGGCAAGGGCUUCACCAGCUCCUACAAGCUGCUGUCCCACCAGCGGCUGCACGCCGGCGACCGUCCCGUCCCCAGCCCGGUGUGUGGAGAGCGCUUUCCCAUGGUCUCCCAUGUUCUGUCUUACCAGCGCGUGCACACCAGUCGCCAGCCCUACGACUGCCCAUACUGUGGUGAGGCGUUUGACAGCUCGCGGGCGUUGCGGCAGCACCGGCGAACCCACGCCAGCGAGCAGCUGCACGCACUGUGACGCGAGCAAGGGGGCUGCGGGAGCACCAGUGGAUACACACCGGAGAGAGGCCCUUUGUGUGCACUGAGUGUGGCAAGGGUUUCACCCGG
Molecule: messenger RNA, 1876 nt
Organism: Amblyraja radiata (thorny skate)
Lineage: Eukaryota; Metazoa; Chordata; Chondrichthyes; Rajiformes; Rajidae
Product: gastrula zinc finger protein XlCGF57.1-like
Exons: 2
Coding region: 225-1787 (520 amino acids)
Biological process (GO): regulation of transcription by RNA polymerase II
Cellular component (GO): nucleus
Molecular function (GO): DNA-binding transcription factor activity, RNA polymerase II-specific; RNA polymerase II transcription regulatory region sequence-specific DNA binding
Source: RefSeq, a predicted model, not a curated record